Hibiscus syriacus is the source of this 2088-nucleotide messenger RNA. RefSeq names its product type IV inositol polyphosphate 5-phosphatase 7-like. Gene Ontology annotation, biological process: phosphatidylinositol dephosphorylation. Lineage: Eukaryota; Viridiplantae; Streptophyta; Magnoliopsida; Malvales; Malvaceae. The coding region runs from base 309 to 2087 and encodes 592 amino acids. The transcript has 10 exons. Gene Ontology annotation, molecular function: inositol-polyphosphate 5-phosphatase activity; phosphatidylinositol-3,4,5-trisphosphate 5-phosphatase activity; phosphatidylinositol-4,5-bisphosphate 5-phosphatase activity. The record is from RefSeq and is a predicted model, not a curated record.
CUCUAUUUCUUCUAUGGUCCUUUAACCCUUUGUACUUUUCUGGGUUUUCUUUAGCUUCUCUCUUUGCUUUCACAUGCAUGGAAGAGGAAACUAAGACAAACCCAUUGCUUGUUUUUGCUUCAACUUUAACCUUGUUCUUGAGCAAGUGACGAAUUCAGCUUGUUUUUGGGGUGAAGGAUUAGUGGAUUGUGCUGCUUACGGGGUUUUAGCAUCAGUUUUUUUUCUUGUUGAUUUGUAUCAAAGUUUAGAGCUUUGAGGAAUAGUAAAAAGAGUAAAUUUAGGAGUUGUAUGAAGCAAAAGUUUUAACAAUGGGAGAAGGGAAACCUAAGAAAAGCAAGCUCUCCUGGUCCAAGAAAAUGGUCAGAAAAUGGUUCAAUAUCAAGAGCAAAACUGAGGACUUUCAAGCUGAUGAUCAUGUUUGUGGAGGAGGAGGUGAAGUUGAAUAUAGGACCAGCUUCUCGGAAAGGGAUCCAUGCACAAUCAAAAAGAGUAAAACAGAAAAAUUUAGUAGGAGUACGGAGCAAAGCCGGCGAGGUAGAAUGAAUCUCGAUCACCCUCGAAUCAUAGAUGUCGAAAAUUAUAGCAUCUUUGUAUCUACAUGGAAUGUGGCUGGAAGAUCCCCACCGAGUAAUUUGAAUCUAGAAGAUUUGCUGCAUGCCUCGUCUCCGGCAGAUAUAUAUGUCCUUGGGUUUCAAGAGAUAGUUCCUUUGAAUGCUGGGAAUAUUCUGGGUGCAGAAGACAAUGGUCCAGCCAAAAAAUGGUUGUCUCUCGUUCGAAAGACUCUAAACAAUCUCCCCGGAACCAGCGGAUGCGGGGGUUGUUAUACACCAUCUCCUGUUCCUCAGCCCAUUGUCGAGGUGGAUGCUGAUUUUGAGGGAUCAUCUAGGCAGAAGAAUUCAUCUUUCUGUCACCGCCGAUCGUUUCAGACAACCAGCAGCUGGAGAAUGGACAACGAUCCCUCGAUUCCACAACCACGACUUGAUAGGCGAUUCAGUGUUUGUGAUAGGGUAAUAUUUGGUCAUAGACCGAGUGACUACGACUCCAGUUAUAGAUGGGGUAACAGGCCAAGUGACAACGACUCCAGUUAUAGAUGGGGUAAUAGGUCUAGUGAUUUCUCCCGGCCUAGCGACUACUCCCGACCUAGUGAUUACUCCAGAAUGGGUUCAUCAGAUGAUGAUAAUGGGAUCACGGAAUCACCAAGUACCGUAUUGUACUCGCCAAUGUCCUAUGGUGGAUCUGCAUCCGAACAGGGAUAUAGGAUGCCUGGGCAUUCAAGAUACUGCCUAGUGGCUAGUAAGCAAAUGGUUGGCAUAUUUAUCACAAUCUGGGUGAGAAGCGAGUUGAGAGACCAUGUUAAAAACAUGAAAGUAUCUUGUGUUGGCAGAGGAUUGAUGGGUUAUCUCGGAAAUAAGGGUUCUAUAUCUGUCAGUAUGUUGCUGCAUCAAACAAGCUUUUGCUUCAUAUGCACUCAUUUAACUUCUGGACAAAAGGAGGGCGACGAGCUAAGAAGGAAUGCUGAUGUCUUGGAGAUUCUUAAGAAGACAAGAUUUCCACGGGUUCGUGAUGAAGAAAAUGAAAAGUCCCCUGAAACAAUCCUCGAGCAUGAUCGAAUAAUUUGGCUCGGGGAUUUGAAUUAUCGUAUUGCUCUCUCUUACCGGUCUGCCAAGGCACUUGUUGAGAUGCAGAACUGGAGGGCAUUGUUAGAAAAUGACCAGCUACGGAUAGAGCAGAAAAGAGGUCGCGUUUUCAAGGGAUGGAACGAAGGAAAGAUUUACUUCCCACCAACGUACAAGUAUUCAAGAAAUUCGGACAGAUACACAGGGGAUGAUAUGUAUCCAAAGGAGAAAUGCCGAACUCCUGCUUGGUGCGACAGGAUAUUAUGGCAUGGAGAAGGUAUCCACCAAUUAUCUUAUGUCCGAGGGGAAUCUAAGUUCUCGGAUCAUAGACCAGUUUAUGGUAUAUUUUGGGCUGAAGUUGAGUCAAGUCGUGGCCGGUUGAAGAAGAGCACGAGUUACUCCACUUCAAGGAUUGAGGUAGAGGAGCUUUUGCCAUAUGCGCAUGGAUACACCGAUCUAAAUUUUUUCUAAA